UUUUUGGUUUUUUUACUAUUAUACCGAAUUAUUUAAGAAAAACGGUCUGUCCUUAAAAAGAUGAUACGUAUAAGGGCUUUUAAACCAUUCGAUAGAAAAUUUGUCUCAUUGACAAAGUCAUUGAAUAAAAAAACUGUAUUUUGUAUAAGACAAUAUGCUAAGGCUAGUGUGAGCUCAAAUGAUACUCUAAAGGAUAUAGACCCUGCCGAAUUGAAACGUCUUCAAAAACUUCGCAAUAUUGGUAUCAGUGCGCAUAUUGAUUCAGGGAAAACUACCUUGACAGAACGAAUUCUAUAUUAUACCGGAAGAAUAAAAGCGAUACAUGAAGUUCGAGGAAAGGAUGGUGAAGGAGCUAAAAUGGAUAGUAUGGAAUUGGAGAGGGAACGUGGUAUCACUAUCCAAUCUGCUGCCACUUAUUGUAAUUGGAAAUGGCAAGAUCAUGGGGAUUAUAAUAUCAAUAUUAUUGAUACUCCAGGGCAUGUUGAUUUCACUAUCGAAGUUGAACGUGCAUUAAGAGUUCUUGAUGGCGCUAUUUUAGUUUUAUGUGGUGUCGCUGGUGUUCAGAGUCAAACCAUCACAGUUGACCGUCAGAUGCGCCGUUACAAUGUUCCCCGCAUAUCAUUCAUUAAUAAAUUGGAUCGUGUUGGGGCAAAUCCGUUCAACAUAAUUGACCAAGUCCGGCAAAAAUUGAAAAUAACUGCUGCUGCUAUACAAAUUCCAAUCGGGCUUGAAGACAACCUAAAAGGUGUUGUCGAUUUAGUAAAAUGGAAAUCCGUUUAUAAUGAAGGAAAUCGCGGUGAAUCAGUUAUUGAAAAAGAUAUUCCAGAGAAUUUAAUUAAGUUUGCUACAGAAAAACGGCAAGAAUUAAUUGAAACUCUCGUAGAUGUUGAUGACCAACUUGCAGAAAUUUAUUUGAAUGAGGAAAAUCCAACCUCACAACAGCUAAUGGAUGCAAUAAGACGUGCAACAAUUGCAAAUAAGUUUACACCUGUGUUAAUGGGAUCAGCAUUUAAGAAUACUGGAGUACAACUUGUACUGAAUGCUGUAUGUGCUUAUCUUCCUAAUCCUUCCGAAGUGGAGAAUAAUACUUUAGAUAUAAAUCAUAAAGAAGCUGUUGUUCCUCUUGUUCCUUAUGUGAAAAAACCUUUUGUUGGUUUAGCCUUUAAGUUAGAAGAUGGGAGAUUUGGCCAGUUAACAUAUAUAAGAGUUUACCAAGGAGCUUUAAAAAAAGGGGCUGUAGUUACCAAUACAAAGACUUCAAAGAAAGUUAAAGUUCCAAGGCUUGUUCGUAUGCAUUCCAAUGAAAUGGAGGAUGUAGAUGAAGUUGGAGCUGGAGAAAUAUGCGCAUUGUUUGGAGUUGAAUGUUCCUCUGGUGAUACAUUUACUGAUGGCACUGUUGCCUACUCUAUGACAUCAAUGUUUGUUCCGGACCCUGUAAUUUCAUUGGCAAUUUCACCUAAAGUUAAAGAUGCUCCAAAUUUUUCAAAAGCAUUAAAUAAAUUUCAACGUGAAGAUCCAACAUUUUGUGUAACAUAUGAUGUGGAGAGUAAAGAAACUAUUAUAUCGGGAAUGGGAGAGUUACAUUUAGACAUUUAUGUUGAACGUAUGAGAAGAGAAUAUAACGUUGAUUGUAUAACUGGUAAGCCACGGGUGGCUUUUCGAGAAACUAUAACAUCAAAGGCUAAAUUUGAUUAUACCCACAAGAAACAGACUGGUGGUGCAGGACAAUAUGGUAAAAUCAUUGGUUAUAUUGAACCUUUACCUAAUGUUGAAGAUGAUAAACAACAAAUACCCAGCUUUGAAAGUCGUGUUGUUGGUGGACAUAUUCCAUCUCAAUUUAUUCCAGCCGUUGAAAAGGGAUUUCAUGAUGCAAUAGAAAAGGGCGGAUUAAUCGGACAUCCAGUAAAAGAUGUUCGAUUUGUUCUUUUGGAUGGUCAAUAUCAUGCAGUAGAUUCUUCAGAACUCGCUUUUCGCCUAGCAGCACAAUACGCGUUUCGAGAAGCAUUUUUUAAAGCUAAUCCUGUUGUAUUAGAACCUAUAAUGAAUGUAUCAGUAAUAGCACCAAUAGAAUUCCAAGGAACUGUCAUUGGAAAUUUAAAUAAGCGUAAGGGAACUAUUAUAGAUACUGACGUACAUGAAGAUCAUUUUAUAGUUACUGUUGAAGUUUCCUUAAACAGCAUGUUUGGCUAUUCUAGUGAUUUAAGAAGUGCUACACAGGGUAAAGGUGAAUUUACUAUGGAAUAUAAAACUCAUCAAGCGGUUUUGCCACAUGUACAGGAAGAAUUAAUUAAUGAAUAUAAGAAAAGAAAAGCAACUGAAAAAUAAUAAUUUAUAUAGGUAAUGUAACUGAAGUUACAAGAAAUUCUAUAUAAAUAUAAAUAAGAAUGAAUAAAUAAGAGUAGCGUAUAUAAUGAUUGU
Rhizophagus irregularis DAOM 181602=DAOM 197198 is the source of this 2418-nucleotide messenger RNA. RefSeq names its product Elongation factor G mitochondrial. Gene Ontology annotation, biological process: mitochondrial translational elongation. Gene Ontology annotation, molecular function: translation elongation factor activity; GTP binding; GTPase activity. The record is from RefSeq and is a predicted model, not a curated record. Lineage: Eukaryota; Fungi; Glomeromycota; Glomeromycetes; Glomerales; Glomeraceae. Gene Ontology annotation, cellular component: mitochondrion.